CACGCCCCCUUUUCACCAGCGGCACGCCCCCCUUCUCUUCACUCGCUCGGCCUUUGCUUGCGCUCGCUCUCUCACGUCUGCUUCAUCUUCCCUUUUUCCUUCGUGGUUCACGCACCUUCAGGGGUCUUGAGCCGAAGGUCCCCCGAGUCCCAAGAUUGCCCGCCACGGAAAGGUUCUUAUCAGCCUGUUCAACUCGAGCAAAGUCUCUUUGUCCGCACAGCAAGCAGCCAAUUUUGGAUCAAUCAAGAAAAUGAGUUGCCCCUUUCUGACCCGCUUUCCGGCCAACUACGUCCGCAACUAUGCGCCGCAACUGCUCAAGAACUUCGGCAGCCAGUGUCCGGUCGUGUCGAGGCUCACCAGCAACAUGGCCAGUGCCGAAUCUACCACCGAAGCUGGAGAUGCACUCAAGAAGUGUCCCUUCAUGACUGAUCGCUCCCUUGUGAAGGAGGCAAGCAAGGAAAUGCAGGAGGACAUCAUCGAACAUUCCAAAUCCACCAAGGAUGAGACCUUCAAGUACGCGGAAUUCUUCCACGAUCAGAUCAAGCAAAAGAAGGAGGACCACUCGUACCGCGUGUUCAAGAAGGUGAACCGGCUGGCGAGUUCGUUCCCAGCGGCCAAGGAGUACACGUGGGGCGAGCAGGAGAUCACCGUGUGGUGCUCCAACGACUACCUGGGCAUGUCCCGCCACCCUGAGGUGGUGAAAGCGGUCGCAGAGGCGCUCACGAAGCACGGAGCCGGCGCCGGAGGCACCCGCAACAUCUCGGGCAACUCGAUGUUCCACGAGAACAUGGAGACGACGCUGGCGCAGCUGCACCAGAAGGAGGCGGCUCUUGUCUUCUCCUCGUGCUACGUCGCCAACGACUCGACCCUCUGCACGCUGGCGCAGUUGAUACCUGGCUGUCAGGUCUUUUCUGAUGCAGGCAAUCACGCCUCGAUGAUCCAAGGGAUUCGACACAGCCGCGUGCCGAAGCACAUUUUCCGUCACAACGACCCCGAGCAUUUAGAGCAGCUGCUGCAGAAGGUGCCUAAGAGCGUGCCCAAGAUCGUGGCCUUCGAGACGGUGCACUCGAUGACCGGUGCCGUGUGUCCGUUGGAGGAGCUGUGCGAGGUCGCGCACCACUACGGCGCCCUCACCUUUGUCGACGAGGUGCACGCGGUCGGACUCUACGGCAAGCACGGCGCCGGCAUUGGCGAGAGGGACGGCCAGAUGCACAAUAUGGACAUCAUCUCGGGAACCUUGGGCAAAGCAUUUGGAAACAUGGGUGGCUACAUCGCGAGCACGGCCAAGCUGGUGGACAUGAUCCGCAGCUAUGCUCCCGGCUUCAUCUUUACGACGUCGCUGCCGCCGACCGUUUUAGCUGGCGCCAUGAAGGCCGUGCAGGUUCUAGCCUCGGAAGAGGGACAGCAGCUACGAGCCACUCACCAAGAUAAUGUUCGCUACCUACGAACCAAAUUGCUCUCCGAGAGACUCUCGGUCGAGCACACUCCGUCGCACAUCAUUCCAAUCAAGAUAGGAGACCCCAUGAAGAACACGAUGGUGUCCGACCUGCUGCUGCAGCAGUACGGACAUUACGUGCAGGCCAUCAACUACCCAACGGUGCCCAAGGGAGAAGAGAAGCUGCGUCUGGCCCCCACGCCGCACCACACCAAGCCCAUGAUGGACCAAUUGGUGGCAGACAUGGUCAAAGUGUGGCACAAGGUCGGACUUCCGCUUACAGGACAAGUCUGUCCUCAGGCGUGCGCGUUUUGCCAGAAGCCGCUGAUGUUUGACCGCUGUGAGUCUCGCACUCAAAAUAAUUGCCAGGUGCCGAACUGCCCGCAACUUAUGGCUGCCGCCUAGUGUUCUACUCUACACGCAUUUGGUGCUGGAUCAAUUUUAAUUGAUUAAAUGAAGCAGAAAAAAUUAAUUGAUUGUUUUGGUUACCGUCAUUUUUAAUUGGUUCGUUGAUCAAAAUUUUAUUUUUUGCUCGUCCCUCGUCCCUGUCUUUUGGCGCAAACAGAUGUGAUGCAUUCAAAACAAUAUAGUCUAAUGUAAUCAGUCAUAAUUCCAGAUGUGAGAUAUUGUGUAACAUGUUCAGAAGAAAAACUUUAUUUUCUGUUGACCAUUAAAAGCAAGCAAUUAAAA
Messenger RNA from Cloeon dipterum, 2125 nucleotides. It is a transcript of the gene Alas, whose product is annotated as 5-aminolevulinate synthase. Gene Ontology annotation, molecular function: 5-aminolevulinate synthase activity; pyridoxal phosphate binding. The record is from RefSeq and is a predicted model, not a curated record. The coding region runs from base 251 to 1840 and encodes 529 amino acids. The transcript is spliced from 9 exons. NCBI's taxonomy places the organism in Eukaryota, Metazoa, Arthropoda, Insecta, Ephemeroptera, Baetidae. Gene Ontology annotation, cellular component: mitochondrion. Gene Ontology annotation, biological process: hemoglobin biosynthetic process; erythrocyte development; heme biosynthetic process.